AUGACGAGGGUGGUGGCGCUGCAGAAGAAACGCCCUUUGCUACACAUCAAAAUAGAGGAGAUACAAGAACCAGGCGCACAACCACAGGACGAAGAUGAAGAGGAUCCUUACGGCGAGGAGGAUGGCGACAUGGACGAGGAGGAAGAAGGCUGGCUUUCUGACGGAAUAGGCGAGGAGGAGGGAGAUGAGGACGACUGGGAACUAGAAGGGGAGGAACUAGAGGAGGAAGACGAGGAGGAAGACGAGGAGGAAGACGAGGAGGAAGUAGAGGAGGGAAGAUGACGAAGGUUUCGAGGACGAUAAAGAAGAUCCA
Molecule: messenger RNA, 313 nt
Organism: Klebsormidium nitens
Lineage: Eukaryota; Viridiplantae; Streptophyta; Klebsormidiophyceae; Klebsormidiales; Klebsormidiaceae
Source: the annotation of a GenBank genome assembly